Messenger RNA from Plectropomus leopardus (leopard coralgrouper), 1005 nucleotides. It is a transcript of the gene nol12, whose product is annotated as nucleolar protein 12. NCBI's taxonomy places the organism in Eukaryota, Metazoa, Chordata, Actinopteri, Perciformes, Serranidae. Gene Ontology annotation, molecular function: rRNA binding. Gene Ontology annotation, cellular component: nucleolus. The record is from RefSeq and is a predicted model, not a curated record.
CAUCUUUAAAUGUCGUACUUGUUAGCACUACAAACCGGAAAUAGGAGUAAACACACGUGCACAUCAUGAAAAACGUAAAAAAACACAACAAUAUGUCCAAAAAGCGUAAAUUCAAGCCGGGAUCCAAGAAAAGAGAAAACAAAUGCAUCAUCACGUUUGACGACAAAGACAGACAGGAUUAUUUAACUGGUUUCCAUAAACGGAAGGUGGAGAGAAGGAAAGCAGCCGUGGCAGAAAUUAAAAAGAAAAUCAAGGAAGAGCAGAUCAGAGUGCGAGAAGAAAGGCACAAAGAAUACAUCAAGAUGCUGAAGGAGAGGACAGAAGCUCUCGAGGAGGCUGAAGACGAUCUGGAGGACGCGAUAACCGGCACAACAGAGUCUGUGCAGUACGAUCACCCAAACCACACCGUCACCGUGACGACCAUCAGCGAUCUGGACCUCACAGGGGCUCACCUGCUUGGACCCGCAGCAAGUCAGGUUAAUGGGGACGACGAGGAUGAAGAAAACAGAGAGGAAGAGAAGGAGGAAACCAAAGCAAUGCCGAGAAAAGCCGGGAAUCCAAUCAUGAACAAGAAGAUCCGCUCCCUCUCUGCGUCGCUCAGCACCGUCACCAGCAAGAAGAGGAAAGGGAAGCAGAAAGUCCGAGGCGGACGAGGCCGUCAGACAGACAAGAGACCGAGUGGCUCAGAGAGUAAAAUCAGAGCUGGAAGGACCAGCCACGCGCAGAGACGCAGACAAACCGGGAAAAAGGUGCAUCAUCGGGAGUGAAAGAGAGUGUGUUUGAAACAGAGACUGAAGAGACUGUGAGAGUCCCACACUCGAACAGAUCGGACUUUGGAGUGUUUACGCUCCUGUGUUUGAGCUGGACGUGGCUCAGUAUUUCUGUCCCCGCUUCAUGAAAUCUUGUUUUUGUAGUGUCAUUUCUUAACAAACUGAUAUGUAUAAACCAAACUUUUCAUUAAAUAAAAGAUAAAUGUUGCAAAUAAGUGACGUUGUGAUGCAGCCA